This is a messenger RNA of Paramuricea clavata, 16711 nucleotides long. The record is from the annotation of a GenBank genome assembly. Lineage: Eukaryota; Metazoa; Cnidaria; Anthozoa; Malacalcyonacea; Plexauridae.
AUGGUAUUGUCAGGUAUGCCCGGUGUAAGAUGGAUUCACGAUGACAUAACCAUCUACGGUCGCACGGUACGAGAGCACAACGAGCGUCUUGCCGCAUGCCUUCACCGACUGCAGCAAUAAACAUUACCCUCAACAAGUCAAAGUGCAUUUUUGGGGUCGACAAAGUCACUUUCAUGGCCAUGCAGCUAUCCUCCAAGGGCAUCCAACUUUCUCAACAGAAAGUUGACGCAAUUAAGUACUUUAAAACCCCAGCAACGUAUCCGAAGUGAAGAGCUUUCUCGGUCUCAUCAACUUUCUCGCUCGAUUCACGCCCAACCUUGCCACGGAAGCAGAACCCCUCUGACGCCUCACACGCUCAGGUAAUAAUUAAGUGGAUCUGGGGACCAGAUCAGCAGAAAUCCUUCCAAGGCCUGAAGAUCUAGAACAGCAUCUCGCGGGCCUCAUGCCUUGUCUUCUUCGACAAAGAUCGUAAAACUGAGCUUCGAGUAGACGCCUCGCCUGUGGUACUGGGAGCCCUUCUGUGUCAAAUCCAGGGAGAUGGAACUUCGCGACAGUUGCCUACGCUAGCCGGUUGCUAAGCGAUGUCGAGCGACGCUACAGCCAGAUCGAAAGAGAAGCACGCGCCGUCAAAUUCGGCUGUUUGAAGUUCGACCACUAUCUCAGCGGUGACCCAGAUUUCACCAUCAUAACCGACCACAAGCCACUGCUUGGUCUCUACAAGCCCGGGUCCCAACCUCCUCCACGCAUCGAUCGUUGGGCCAAGCGCAUUCAACAUCUCAAUUUUCGACUUCGUUACGAACCGGGUCCGACUCCACCCCGAGCUCACGUCAAUCCCAGCGAACACGCGGAUACCAAAAUGAUUAAUGCCAUCACCACAGCGUCACUGCCACGAGCCUGCACCAUCGAACAAGUAAAAGAAGCCACAGCGAAGGACGCGAAGCUUCAAACAGUCCACAAGUCUCUCCAGUCAGGCACGUGGAACAAAGACCUUGGUCUCUUUUUUAGCCAUCGAAACGAAUUUUUCUUCUCUGACGGGGUCUUGCUUAGAAAUAACCGCAUAGUUAUCCCUCGGUCCCUACAACAAAGAGUUCUCGAGCUUGUUCACCAGGGGCACGAAGGCGUAGCCAAGACGAAAGCCCGUUUGCGUACUAAGGUAUGGUGGCCGGGAAAGUCAACGGAGGCGGAAACAUUCGUAAAACGGUGCCAGCCUUGUCUUGUAGCGACUGAGGCAACAAAACCUAGUUUCACCCCACUGAAACCCACCACCCUCCCAAAAGCAGCCUGGUUAUUGAUAGGGAUGGAUUUCGUAGGCCCAUUUCCCACCGGCGAAAACCUGUUGGUGCUAGUCGACUAUUAUAGUCGAUAUCCUGAAGUAGAAAUCAUGAAGCAUAUCACGACUGCCGCCAUGGAACCGCGCCUUCGUCGAAUUUUUGCCCGCUACGGAAUACCCCAGGAAAUUCUCACGGACAAUACCAAAACUUUCCGGUCAUCCAGGUUCUCUAACCUUAUGAGAGAAUUUGGUAUCAAGCACAAAAAAAAUAACUCCCCGGUAUCCACGUGCGAAUGGCGAAGCAGAACGGCUCAACCGCAGUAUCAACAAAGUGGUAGGAACUAGAUUCUGUUCCGAAAUAUCAGUUAGUCCGGUAAAACUCUGGGUCCGAAAUAUCACUUGUUAGUCCGGUAAAACUCUCAAAAAGGAAAGUUUAUAAAUUCACAUAUCCAGGUAAAACAACUAUAGAAAUAACUAAUGAGCUUGCCAAAAUUAAUAUUAAACCGGACCCGUCUCAUGUUGUUAUUCACGCAGGGACAAAUGAUGUCCCUGUUGAAUCUAUAGACGAAUGUGUUGGUAACAUGGAAAAACUUAUUACAACAGCUAAACAGAAAUUCCCUAAUUCUAAAAUUGGAAUUUCUGGACUUACAUUGAGACAGGAUAGUAAUUUAAUAUCAAAAAUAGAAGAAAUUAAUGAGAAAGUUCAGAGUUUGUCAUCUAAGCAUGAUGUGACAUUUAUAAGUAAUAUGUCAAUAGAUGAGAUAUGUUUGAGCUCUAGUGGCCUGCAUCUAAAUGCAAAGGGGACUGCCAUACUAGCUACACAUUUUAUUAAGUUCCUUAGGGAUGGACAAUCCUUAAGUUCACUGCGCCCACAAAAACAUUCCCGUCAGGAUUUUCCAAAGAACACAAUAAACCAUCUGGCAGAACUACUAAAUGCGAUAAUGAACUUGAACAAGUAAAUUGUCAAGAUGUGCCAAGCAAUUCUUUAUUAGGCAUAGAUAGUGAAAUUAACAUAAUCGCCAAAAGCAAAGGUUUGAAGAUAGCCAACUUAAAUGUAAAUAGCUUAAUGAAACAUCUGGAUGAAAUUCGCUUAAUCCUUAACAAUAACGCCCUUGACAUUCUUGCAAUUAAUGAGUCCAAAAUUGAUAAUCUGAUUUCAAAUAAUGAGAUACAUAUUGAUGGUUUUAAUAUAAUUCGUAAAGAUCGAAAUAGGUUUGGUGGAGGUGUGAUUCUAUAUGUUCGCCAAAACAUAUCAUUCUCAGAUAGAAUAGAUCUAAUCCCUGACGAACUUGAGAUGGUCUGCAUUGAAUUAAGUUUACCCUACAAUAAAUCACUGCUAAUAAGCACAUGGUAUAGACCACCAAAUUCUCAAGCUUUUUAGCAAAAUGUGAUAAUGAAGAUAAGGAGCUAAUCCUCAUAGGAGAUCUAAAUUGUGAUGUCAAUAAAACUAUACCUGACCCUCACACAUGUAAGUUGCAAUUUUUAUGUUCUCUGUAUCAGAUAGACCAACUUAUUAAAGAAUCUACAAGGCUAACUCCUAAAUUAGCUACACUAAUUGAUUUAAUAUUAACAAAUAGACCAGAAAAUAUUUCCAGAUCAGGUGUCAUUCACCUGGGAAUUUCAGAUCACAGCCUUGUCUACGCUGUGAGAAAAUUUACACUACCGAAAGGAAGGCAAAAAAUUCGUCAGGUUCGUAACUUUAAAAAGUUUGUCGAAAAUGAUUUCAUUCGGGAUGUGUCUCAAUUGCCUUGGGAGAUGGUCUAUCAGUUUGGAGAUCCCAAUUUAUGUUGGCAAGUCUGGAAAUCACUAUUAUUAGAUGCACUUAAUAGACAUGUCCCUCUGCGCCACAAGCGAAUAAGGAAUAACCCUGUCCCAUGGAUUAAUCCUCAAAUUAAAGAACUUAUGAGAAAAAGGGACUAUCACAAAAAAAAAAGGCCAUAAAAUAUGAUUCGGAGUCACAGUGGGAAUUGUAUAAAACACUACGUAAUGAAGUAAAUAUAAACAUGCGGAAAGCAAAAUCUAAGUACUUUUGUGAUAAAAUCCAAGCAAGCUCUCAAAUGGGAGACAGUAAAAGCGGAUGGGCUUGGAUAAAUUCGCUCUUAGGAAGAAAGCAUAAGAAUGCAAAUAUUAAUGAACUGAAAGUAAAUGAUGAUAUUAUUUCUGAUGAUAAAUCUAUUACUGAAACAUUAAAUGAAUAUUUUAUAAAUAUUGGAAUGAAAAUGGCUGCUGGUUCCAAUCAUACUUAAGGAAUAGAAAGCAAGUGUGUUCUGUUAAUGAUCAAACUUCUUCUGCAAGAACAAUAAUAUGCGGAAUUCCGCAAGGAUCCAUACUUGGUCCAUUAUUGUUUUUGCUAUAUAUUAAUGAUAUGCCUGACAUUUUAGAAAGGACAACCCCAUGUCUUUAUACCGACGACACUCAGAUAUCUUCCUCUUCGCAUGAUUACGAUACAUUGAUUGACAAUUUGAAUAUGGACCUUUCCAGUGUUCAUAAAUGGCUUGCUAAAAACAAACUAAAAUAUCAUAGGAAAAAAACAAAAGUCAUGUUUAUUGGAUCUAAGCAUAAUCUAAAUAAUAAAAUAGGAAAUAGACCCGUUGAGAUUAACAAAAUCCCAGUCCCACAAACCAAUACAUUUCAAUGUCUAGGUGUAAAUCUAGAUGAAAAAUUAAGUUGGGAGAAACAUAUUGAUUCUGUAUGCCAUAAGAUUAGCGCUGGAAUAGGAGCAAUUAAAAGAAUAAAACCUUAUGUUCCACACAAAACCUUACAUGAUGUCUACAAAACAUUAAUUCAGCCUCAUUUUGAUUACUGUUCUCCCCUGUGGGAUAACUGUGGUUUGGGACUUCAAGACAAAUUGCAAAAAUUCCAAAAUCGAGCAGCAAGGGUGAUUACCGGAGCUGACUACGAUGUAAGAUCGUCUGAAGUCCUAAACAAAUUAGGCUGGGAAACCCUGGCUAGGAGACGAGAACAAAACAAGCUAGUAUUGAUGUAUAAAGUCUUGGGGAACCACACCGCGCCAAACCUUAAAGAUCUUUUUUCUCGGAGAAAUGCAUCGCAGAAUAUUUAUGAUUUACGCAAUAGCGAAACUGAUCUCUCGUUAAAAAAACCGAAAACGGAAUUUCUAAAGAAAACAUUUGGAUACAGUGGAGCACUUCUAUGGAGUAUUCUCCCGCAAGAUGUCAAGGCGGCUGAGUCAAUUAUGUCAUUUAAAACAAUGGCGAAAUUGCAUUUAAGCAGAUGAUAAGCUAAUUUCUCCAGGACCAAAUGAUGGGAGAACAAUAUAGAUUGUGGGCGGGAGGGGGGUUAGUUUUGCGUGAGGGUGGGUGGGUACUUGUUUAGGGGGUGGAGGUUUGGGAGGAAGAUGAUAAAAUUUUAGGAUGGGAUUCUUACAUAUUUUGUUCUAUAUAUAAUUAACAUUUUGCUCUUUGUGUGUAUACGCCCUUCGUGGAAACCAGUUGUAAAUAAUUGUCGAAGUUAGCGUAUUGAAAUAAAGUUUUCCAAAGGUCGUAGGUUCGAUUCCCACCGUGGCCGGGCAUAUUUUUCAAGCUCGCCCGGUGUGGAUAUGCACUCAGAGUAACAUCGCAAACAUUAUAUUCACCUGAGUACACAACACCAACGCGGAAAAAAAUCAUAUUACUAUAUUACAUUGGUAUCGAAGGAACUAGAUUCUCUUCCGAAAUAUCACUUACUCGAACCGUCAUGACCGCGUAGCUCAGUUGGCAGAGCAUUGGGCUAGUAUUCCAAAGGUCGUAAGUUCGAUUCACACCGUGGCCGGGCAUAUUUUUCAAGCUCGCCCGGUGUUGAUAUGCACUCUGAGUAACAUCGCAAACUUUAUAUUCACCUGAGUACACAACACCAACGCAGAAAAAAAAUCAUAUAUAUUACUAGAUUACAUUGGUUUCGAAGGAACUAGAUUCUGUUCCGAAAUAUCACUUACUCGAACGAACCGUCCUGACCGCGUAGCUCCGUUGGCUAGUAUUCCAAAGGUCGUAGGUUCAAUUCCCACCGUGGUCGGGCAUAUUUUUCGAGCUCGCCCGGUGUUUAUAAUGCUUGCGAUAAUAGAUAACUUUUCUUUACAUAGGAGAGUAUAGUCUCGUGUAAGCCGACGGUAGUUGGUCGUUAUGUGACGGUCGUUCUUCCAGGAGAAAAAAAAGCACUAACGUUGUGUGAAGUCGAAGUCUAUGGUACUAGUGUCUUAGGUAUGUGUAGAAAUCGCAUCAGCCAGUCAGUCUGUAUGAAGGAAAAAGUGUUUAAUGUUCCUCGUAUCUUAAACUUGCCUUUUUCAAAUAUUUCUCAAAAAUGUGUAAAAACAAUGGUAAAUUUGACCAUACAUUACGCCAUUAUGUAUGCAACAGCAAAGUAUAUAUAUAUGUUAUUUACCGGAUGGGAGGGCCGUACUGGAAUAAUAUUUCCCCGAGGCCUCAGAUGCGGACCGAGACGGAAGAUCGAGGGCCGUUUCUGAGGCCUCGGAAAAAUAUUUUUCAUAAAAAUAUUUUUAUAUAUUUUUCAUAUAUUUUUCGGAAAAAUUUUUUUCUUCUCGGAAAAAUAUUUUUCAUUUUUAAAAAUUUUAUUUUUAUUUUUUUUUAUUUAUUUAUAUUUUUUAGUAGGCAUAGAGUAUGGUCACUUAUACCGCAAUGCGAGACACCUGAACAACCGACCCUGUCUGGAUAGUUAGUGUAAAUUAGAUGGAUCAAGGUGGAAGUUGUUUUCGUAAUACGGGUAUGCCCAUUGAUUAACUGCUGAAGACCAUAUGUAUCGGUAAUGCUCGACAGCAGAUGGGUAUUGUUGUCAUACUGAGUACUAUCGUUAGCUAAAUUACAGUUAAAAUCACCCAUUAAAUAAAAUUCGACAUUUUCUGCAUCAAGUCGUCCGAUAAGAAACUCAAAAGAAGUAAACAACUCAAAAGGAGAAUUGGGUGGUCUAUACCAGUUGACAACAACAAAUGGUUUAGAUUGAGGUUUUCGUAUUUCAACAUAUAAAUUUUCCAAAUUUUUAAAUUUUAAAUCCUCACUUAUUGAAAAAUUAAUAGUGGUUCUAACAUAGAAACAAACACCUCCACCUUGUCGGUCUUUAUCUCGGCGAAGUAUUUCAUACCCAGGGAUAUGUAUUUCGCAAUCAUUAAUCGAAUUAUCAAGUUCGGUUUUGUUGAUUGAGAGGAUAUCUACUGGAUAAUUGACAAGCAGAAUUCUCAGUUCAUCUAUAUGUUUUAUCAAACUAGCUACACUGUAAAAACUGAUAGGUUAAAACAACCUAUUUCUAAAGGUUAUAACCAAUCACAGUUGAAAUCUCUAAGCCAAAAUCUAAACCAUUCUUAAUCAAUGCCUGGUAUAGACCACCAGAUACCAGAUCUGAAAAAUUUGAAAAUUUUGAAGAUUGUUUAAAGAAAAUGGACGCGGAAAAUAAAGAAAUCAUCCUUAUUGGAGAUUACAACUGUAAUUGGGACCCAAACCACAGUAACAGAAGUGCGCAAACCGGUAAACUAAAGGAUCUUGCGACCAGAUACCAAUUUGAGCAAUUAAUAAAAGGACACACUAGAAUUACAGAUAAUACCGCUACUUUGCUUGAUUUAGCCUUCACUAAUAAACCUGAAAAUAUUGUUGGAGCAGAAAUAGAACAUGUAGGAAUCAGCGACCAUAGUCUUAUUUAUAUACAAAGAAAAAUAUCUAUUUCCCGUAAACAACCAAAAAUAAUAAAUACAAGGAAAUAUAAGAAUUAUAAAGUGGAUGCAUUUAAAUAUGAUUUAAGUAGGGUACUAGAAACGCUAUCAAAUAGUGAAGAUCCAAAUGUUGUUUGGAAUGAUUGGAAGGAAAGGUUCUUAGCGGUUGCAGACAUGCACGCACCCCAGAUUACCCGUAAAGUCAAAAAUGAACAUAUACCCUGGAUUACGCCUAGAAUAAAAGAUAGAAUACAUAAUAGAGAUUUUCUAAAAAAACAGGCGGUAAAAUAUGGGUCUAAGUGUGCUCAUGAAGCCUACAAAAAAGCUAGAAAUGAAGUGGUUAAAAUAGUUAAAAAUGCGAAAGCAAAUUAUUACAUGCAGGCAUUUAGUAAUUGCGAGGCAAAUCCAAAGAAAAUGUGGAAAAAAGUUAAUGAAUUAACAAAUAGGAAUGUAAAAUCCACCAAUAUAAAUGAAAUUUCAGAUGACGGGAAUAUAGUAACUGAACCAGGAGAAAUUGCAAAUAUUUUCAAUAAUUUUUUUACAGACAUAGGACCCAAAUUAGCAAAAGAUCUUCCGGAACAUAACCAGAUACCAGAAUCGUAUGUAAAACCCUUAAACACCAUUUUCCGUUUUCAGUUGGUAACUGAAACAGAUGUUUCUAAACUAUUAUAUACUAUUAAAACAAAUAAAGCUACUGGACAUGACAGAAUCCCGGCUAAACUACUGAAAGAUUGUGCUGACGUAAUUGCUAAGUCGUUAUCAACAAUAUUCAAUAAGUCAAUAUUAUCGGGUAGUUUUCCAGAUGAUAUGAAAAUAGCAAUUGUUUCCCCUAUUUAUAAAUCGGAUUGCAAAAGUAAACCCACAAAUUAUAGACCUGUGUCUGUAUUGUCUGCGGUUGCUAAGAUUUUUGAAAAACUUAUAUCUCAUCAGCUUUCAAACUAUUUGGAAAGUAAUAAAAUAUUAGUAAACCAACAAUCAGGUUUCAGAAAGAAGCAUUCAACAGAAACUUCAUUACUAUCUGUUACGAAUGAAUGGUAUUUAAAUAUGAACAAAGGGUACCUAAAUGGAGUUGUUUUUCUUGACCUAAAGAAAGCAUUUGAUUGCGUAGACCACAGUAUCCUACUCAGAAAAUUAGAACUUUAUGGCAUAAAAGGGGUUGAACUAAAUUGGUUUAAAUCAUACUUGUCAAAUAGAAUCCAAAGGUGUAAGAUUGGACAAACUAUUUCAGAGCCGCAAAAAAUUCGUAGUGGAGUACCCCAGGGAUCUAACUUGGGUCCUCUGCUAUUCCUUCUUUAUAUUAACGACUUGCCAAAUUGUUUAAAAUAUACUAAAGCGAAUAUGUUUGCCGACGACACAAAUCUAACCACUGCAAGCUUAAAUAAAGAAGAACUACAACGGCGAUUAAAUUUCGACCUAGAGCUUAUGCACAACUGGUUGUUGGCCAAUAAAUUGACAUUAAAUAAAGAUAAAACAGAAUAUAUGCUAAUUGGUUCACACCAGAGAUUAUCGACUGUUGAAACUGACCCGAUCUUAGAAUUUGGGGAUACAAAAAUUAAGAGGGUUAAUCACGCAAAAUCAUUGGGCAUAAUUAUUGAUGAGCAACUACUUUGGAAAAAUCAAAUUGAAGCUAUUUCGGGCAAAGUAUCAAAAGGUAUAGGUAUGCUACGACGAAUAAAGAACUGUGUCCCAAAAACAACUUUGAUUAAGGUGUACAAUGCGCUAGUAUUACCAUAUUUUGACUAUUGCAGCCUUGUAUGGAGCAACUGUAGUGAUCAGCUGAUCAGUAAGUUGCAGAAAAUGCAAAACAGGGCAGCAAGGGUCAUAACUGGCAGAUCAUACGAGACACCUUCAAUUGAAGUUUUGAGGGAACUGGAUUGGAAACCCCUAAUUGAUCAUUGGGAAAAAAAUAGUUUAGUAUUCAUGUACAAAGCGAAGAGAAAUGAAUUACCAGAGAAUUUGAUGAACCUGUUUGAAAUUAAAAAUAACAUUAAUUAUAAUUUACGUAGCAACGGAAAUGAGUUUACUCUACAAAAGCCUAAAACAAAUUUUAUGAAAAAAAGCAUUAGCUAUAAUGGUGCUAAAACAUGGAAUAAUUUACCGAGAUGUGUAAAAACAAGUGAUGCCACAAUUAGGCAAUUUAAGGCUGCACUUGAUCGUAUUAAACAUUAAAUGUAAAUGUAACUAAGGCCAGUCAGUUUUGCAUGGUUUUAUAUCUUUUAUAACUAGUAAUAGGUGUUUAGUUAACGUGUGAUAUCUUUAUAACUUUAACAUUAUGUAAUUAUUAUGUAUUGCUUCCGUUUGUAAAUAUAGAUUAGUAUAGUGUGAACGGCUCCUUGGAAAUCAAUAACCUAGGUGUGUUGAAGGAUAACCGUUGUAAAAUAAGAUUUUUAAUAAUAAUAAUAAUAAUAAUUAAAAGUUGUUUUAACCAACUGAAUGGGUUAGAACCGAUUUAAAUUAGUUAAAAUAACCUAUUAUUAUCAGGUCAAGUUUUGCGACCAAUAAAAAUAGGUUAAUUUAACCAAUGUUUUUGGUUAAGGCAAAUUUACCGAUUGGUUAUUAUUCGAAAAUAGGUCAUUAUAACCAGUAUGAUUAGGGCGUUGAAAACCCUGAAUGCCGGAAUAUCACGGAAUAUGCCGGAAUGUCACGGAAUAUGGCGGAAUAUGACGGAAUAUCGCGACAUUUUCCCGCAAUAUACCUGGACAUCGCGAUAUUUUUCGAUAGUAGCCAUGCGACUGUUUAUAAACAUAGACGUCUGACAACAUAUUUUGAUUACAAAAGUGAUGGAUCUUUCCCAUUUUGACGGUAAGUAACAAACAAUAACUCUAUACUGGAAGUUUUAUAUGCUGUUUAUUAUUAUUAUUACUAGUGUUCACCAAAAAUUUUGAAUCAAUAUGAUUUUAAAAAUUUUCCUGAGUUACAGCAUGGAUAAUAAAAUGAAUGGAUAGGACUCUCGCUGACGUAAGCAAAAACAACCUAGUCACAGAAAAGAAAAUGGACCAGAAGCCUCACUCUAUAUCUUUUCCUAACAUUUUCGUGUCCGAGAUUUUCGCCUUGCGGAUUACGAAUUUCGCACGCUAGAUAACGUGUGUGACACUUGCUGCGAACACCACGUCAGCGUUCGUCAGCAAAACAGUUAAAACAGCAAUCUUUAUUACCUAGUGAUGGCGUUUGAUGGCGUCGUGAUUACACUUGCUGGCUCGCGCCUGCGCAUAAAAAAUCUCGUGAAGUGAGGCUUCUGGUUCAUUUUCUAUUCUGUGACCUAGUUGCAAUUUGUGACGUCACGCGUAUUGCAAAGUUCUCUACAUUUUUGUUGUUUCGCUAUAUUUUCCGCCUUAAAAUUGCAAUAUUGAAGCAUAAACCGGUCUAAUUGUUUUAAAAACAUGCCUAAGCCACGACAAAGUAUUCAAGGUAAAUGUUUUUCGUCUUUGUUUUGUAUUUUUUUUUCAUUUGUAGCUACGAAAUUGGCGUCCCCAUUUUAACGAAAUUUGGGAUGCCUUUUUCACUGUUUAGUGCUUGAAAUAUUUGCUAAAAUUGACUGGAAAUACUUAGAGAUCUCAUCGUAGAAUGGCGUAGUUAUAUUCAUUUGCUCUUUGAGUAAAAUGUUUAGCGUUUUUGAGAAUUUGGUUUGCAACUAGGUUUCAACAUCCAAUCACGCCAUCAGCCCAUUGAAAACAUUAGGUCACGUCAGCUAGUUUCCUGUUCAUUUAUUUUAUUAUCCAUAGUUACAGCGUCUUGAAAAAUUAAAGUGCUGACCGCCAGCACUAUUUUCGAACGCCUUCAAAAAUCAGAACUGUGUUAUACACAAAAUUUAGUUAAAAAUUCUUGGUUAAGGUUAAGACCAGAGACGCCGGAACGAUAAAAAGGCAAGAGGGGCAAACGGUACACCAAAGGGCACCUCUAUAGACCCCGGUGAAGAGUAUAAACCUACGAUACAAUUAUGUGUUGACUUGCAAAUGAAAGCAAACGCACAUUCAAGAUCACACCUCAUGAUUUUGCCCAAAAAGCAUCACUGAAAAGGUGAUUUAUCAGGUAGUAUUUUAUAACUCAAAGGGCACUUGCUACUCCUAGCAAAAGGCAAGAGUGGCAGCUGCCCCUCCUGCCCUCCCCCCAGUAAAUCUGUCUUUUCGUCCCGUGACUUCUUACCUGAUAUAAACAAGAAUUUAAACAUUUUGGCUUAAACUUGCCUUUAUUUUAGCAUUUGAUUUUUGGAUAAAUGCUUAGUGGAAUAAAAUUGACCAUUACAUAUGGCCACUAAGAAUUUAUCCAAAAUCAAAUGCUAAAAUAAAGACAAGUUUGAGCCAAAAUGUUUAAAUUCUUGUUUAUAUCAGGUAAGAAAUCUAGUCCCGUCUUAGCCUUAACCAAGAAUUUUUAACUAAAUUUUGUGUAUAACCAUAGUUAAUGGAAGAGAUGGUUUGGAAACUCAUUAGAAUAACAGUAUAACUCAUUAUCUAUGUUAGUGAACGUUUAUUCAUAAAUCUAGUCCUUCACCGUCACGUGCGUAUUGUAUUUUUGCCCAACUAACCAAUAGCAAUGUUUAGGAAAGUUGCCUGUCCGUGACUCGAACAAUAGGAUAAAUUGGAAAUUGCUAUUGGUGGAUUUGGCAAAAUUACAAUACACACGCGACGGUGAAGAAACAUAUUUAUGAAUAAACGUUGGUUAACAUCGAUAAUGAGUUAUAUUUUUAUUCUAAUGAGUUCUCAAACCAUAUAUUCUAUUAACUAUGGUAUAACCAUGGAUAAUAAAAUAAAUGGACAGGAAACUAGCUGACGUGGCCUACUGUUUUCAAUGGGCUGAUGGCGUGAUUGGAUGUUGAAACCUAGUUGCAAACCAAAUUCUCAAAAACGGCAUGUUUAGCAAUAAUACAGUUAAACAUUUUACUCAAAGAGCAAAUGAAUAUAACUACGCCAUUCUACGAUGAGAUCUCUAGGUAUUUCCAGUCAAUUUUAGCAAAUAUUUCAAGCACUAAACAGUGAAAAAGGCAUCCCAAAUUUCGUUACAAUUGGGGACGCCAAUUUCGCAACCUCGUCCCCAGGGCCUUUUGAGGAAAGAUGCGAAGGGCAGCUAAGGCCCUGGUAAAGGCUGGUGAAAUAAUCCACAAAUUGUGGAUUAUUUUGUCACGUGAUAUAUCGGAGCAAAUACUAUACAGGGGGGUGCGAUAGCGGAUCUCUUUAGCUACAAUAUAUUCGUCAAUAUUGCAUAAACACCGAAAUCGACAAAUAAAGAACAAAAAUCUAUUUUAAAAUGAAAAAAUCUGUUAAAGUUUUUCCAAAAACAUUGAAUAAAUUUGAAAUUGUCUUCAAAUUAGCUCUGAGAACCUUGGUUGAACUGUAAAGGAGAUCUAUUAAAUAGACAAAGCAACAGUGCAAAACGAAUGGAUCAAUAGAAGUAUUUAUACUAUGAAUUACUGUCGCAAGGAAAUUGCUGCCUCGAUUGUGAAGCAGAUAUGUAAAAUCACUUUAAUUUAAUAAUAUGGACUCUCAAUACACCAUAUCCAUGAUCAUCAAAACAUUUAAUAGUUAUUGUUGCUACAAUAGAUCUUUCUUGCAAAUGUCAAUAUCAUACAGUAUAUUUUAUAACAGUUAAAGGGAGUACAAGACCCAAUUAAAGAAUGUCUGAAAAACAAGGAAUGUCAACAUCGUAUGCACUUGGAAUUUAAAUGCUUAUGUUAGCCAUAUGCCCUGAGUAUAACCUGGUUGACCUCCAUGGUUAAUUAACAUUUCCUGAAUUUAAUUGAGUUGAAAUAUUUUAUUUGAUUUUCAUUCUUAUCCCAAGAACAUUGUGAACACACAUAUAGUGCUUUCCUCAUUAUACUGUUAACAAGCCCUUGUUUUUGUUUGUAAUCAAUUACACAAAUUACUUCCCAGAACAUUAUUUAAGGAGAUUAUUUGACAGUCAGCAGGUACAUUUUUUCCUGAGCCACAAUCGGGGCAAUUCAGUGUCACUCAUCACAACAGGCGCUCAAAAUCACUCACAACAUACAACAGGCAGUCCAGCAUCACUCACCACAAUUGACUGUUCAAUACUGUGUGCCUCAGUAGGCAAAUCAAUAAUCAAUAUUUUGCUCAGAUCGACAACAAAUAUCAAAAUUGAACUCAUUCUCAAAACAUGACACAAUAACAAGAGUCUCUUUAAUAUGGACAAAUACAAGACACCUGGUGUCAAAUGUAUCAAGUGACAAGAUUAUUCAUCUCUUUUAAUUUAAAUACAUUUUGCCGCCUUGUAAUAAAGUACUAUUUGUUGUUGGUGACCAUCAGUUGAGCAAUUUAAAACAUUUGCAGUGUAUGCUUUAUCAGACCUAAAGAUACUUGGCUUCACCUCGUAUCUUUAUACCUGAUAAAACUAUAGUACAUAAAAUAAUAACUAUGAUAUUUAGCCUGAAUAUUAUUAUAAAUGUAUGAAGGAUAUAAUAUAUACAUAUAUUCUUGAUGCUCAACAUUAUCCGAUAAUCAUUUAACAUGAAAUUAUUGACUGCUAUUGAGAAUUGUGUGAAUUCCUGAAUUACUUAUUGUUACAGACUGUACUGACCUCUUGCAAUUAAUUAUGGUUAUUAACCAAAAUCUGACAAUGUCCCUAGUUAACCCAUUGAGCCGCAAUGUGCCCCAGUGUGCCCUACUUACUGAAAUUGACUGAUUUGUGGUUUAUGGUUUUUUUUGUGGCAAUUCUUUGGGCAUCACAAGUGCUUUUGUAUAUCUUAAUACACUGUGGGAAUACAAGUAUUAGUAUUUAAAUGACACAAUAUGAUGUAAGUUACCUUUCAGGUAUAUAAUUUGUAUACAGCAUCAGUGGUGUAACUUAACUUUUUUGACCACUUGCCCUCAGGGCAAGUUGGACAUGAAAAUUGGUUGCCCUGAAUAAAAUCCACUUGCCAUCAGGCAAUGGGGUACCUAUGCGGGCCAGUAUAAAUUAGGGAGACAACAUAUCCACUCAUUGGACUAGUGGCAUUGGCUAUGUUACUGCCUCAGAUCUAGACUACCUCAGAUCUAGCUUUGGCUCACAUAUUAAACAAAAUUUGAAUCAAGUACACUUAUUUAAUGUAACACUAAUCACCAUUAUUUUUUUUUUAUUAGUUUUACAAUAAGAAAUUGAAGGCACAGACAACAGGACUAAUAAAGUCCCAAAUUAAGUCCUGCCAUAAAUUAAGUCCUGCCAUAUUUCGUUAUCAUAUCAUGAAUAAACAUUUAAUAACCAAAAAGAGAAUCAAUGCAUAAUAUAAUCAAACAAUUUAGAUGAAUUUGAUGCAGAUGAUUUGCCAGCUUGAACCAAUGUCGUCGAACAGCCUUUAUUCUAUCCGACAAUAAUAAUAUAAACUGAAAGCUGGCCAGCUUUUUGUGGCAAAGCAACUUGCCCGUUCGGGCAACCAAGAGGAAACUUUUACUUGCCCAUCAUGAUAUUCACUUGCCCCGGGCAAGUGUUAAGUUACACCUCUGAGCAUAGUAGUUGCCAUUUGGCAGCUGUUGGUCUGGUUGAAGUGCUCAGAUAAUUUGGGGAGACCCAUGGCAUGCUCUCUCAACAGUGAAGGUUCAAAAACACACAUGCCGGAGUGCUUAUAGAAUACCUUGCCAUUUUUCCGCAUUCAUUGACACAUAAAUAAGUACAAGAAUCACUUCAAAAUAGUUUAAAAGGUGGUCUUACACCCAAAAUCAAGGUCUCGGACCAUUUUUUUAAUUAUGCAUAAAUUGAAUCAUAAAUCAUGUUUGAAUGAUGUGGCGAAAAAAUUUUUGUGAUAGAAUGAAAAGAAAUAUAAAAAAAUUACGUUUUUUGAAGCCUAGGUAUGGUUUUUCGCCUUAGCAACGCCCUUAGCAACGGAAAAAUAUAUACAACAAACUGUUUUAUUUUCCUUUUCCUUUCUACCUGUCCCUCCCCUGGACAGUAUGUUUUUGUCUAUUGAGUAAUAAAGCCGCUGACUAUAAAGUACUGCUGCUUUACACACGUUUUCAAAACGUUUUCAUCGGGAUAUUUUGAAAAGUGAAUUUACAGAAAUUGCUUAUUCUUUGCUGUUUUAUAUUGGAUUUGUCGAUCGAUUUACUGUUAUAAGUAUGCCACGAUCUGCUUCAAAAUCUCGUAAACGAAAAUAUCAAGGUAAUCAGUGGUCACAGGGUAAAAAGACCAAGUGUGGCGAUAGUGAUUUAACCAGCACAGACCAAGGUUCGACUUCAACAAGUCAUGCUAGUGCCUCGGCAAGGAAGUUGAGUAACCGUCUAAAACCUACAGCUAAAGCUAAUACAAAGGUAGAUGGAUAUCGUAUCUUUAGUCUUGAAAUACUUUCUAACGUGUUGAAACAAGUUGCUUGUCAAAACUGUAACGAAAGUUGUUUGUAUUUGGAAGAAGAUAAUAAAAGAAGGCAAGGGUGCUCAUCAUAUCUUAGUAUUGUCUGCUCUAGUUGUGAUUGGAAGCACUGUUUCUAUACUUCAAAAAAACUAAAUAAAGGUUUUGAAGUUAAUAAAAGGCUUGUCUAUGGCAUGAGAUUAAUAGGACAAGGAAGAGCUUCUGCCAAACGUUUCUGUGGGAUAAUGAAUAUGCCUUCUCCACCUAAAGCAAAUGCCUACUCUAAGAACAACAAAGCCAUUCUGAAAGCAGUUAAAACUGUUGCUGAGGAGAGCAUGAUGGAUGCCAGUGAUGAAAUCCAUGCACUAAAAGGAAGCAAUGAUGCUGGAAUCUCUCAAUGUGGAGUUUCUUGUGAUGGAACGUGGCAGAGAAGAGGGCAUUCAUCAAUGAAUGGCUGUGUGACGACACUCUCGAUUGACACCGGCAAGUGCCUUGAUGUCGCAGUAUUAAGUAAAGUGUGCCAAGGGUGUCAAAGACACAAGAACAGUGAUGAUCCCAAGGAAAAAUUAGUUUGGGAAGCUGAGCACAAGGAUAAAUGCAAAGCCAAUUAUUCUGGUUCUUCUGCUUCAAUGGAAACCGUGGGAGUUAGGAAAAUAUUUGGCCGCAGUCAAGAAAAGUACAAACUACAGUAUACGGAAUAUUUCGGCGAUGGGGACAGCAAAGGUUUCAGUGAGGUUCAGGACAUAUACAGCAAAGAGAAUGUUCAAGUGGUGAAAAAAGAAUGUGUUGGGCAUGUCCAAAAGCGGGUAGGAACUGCCCUUCGAAAACUUAAGAAGGAGAAUAAGGGACUAGGAGGGAAAGGAAAGUUGACAGAUGCUUUGAUUGAUCGGCUUCAAAAUUACUAUGGCAUUGCAAUUCGAAGCAAUGUUGGUAAUCUGGAGGCAAUGAAAAAAGCUAUUCAAGCUAGCCUAAUGCAUUGCAUAGCCUCAAAGAAAAGAAAUCUGCAUAUGCUUUGUCCUGCUGGUGCUGAUAGCUGGUGUCGCUUUCAACAAGAUCGGGCCAAAGGAACAGCUUUGUACAAACCAGGGCCAGGGUUGCCAGAUGAAAUAAUUAGUUUGGUUAGACCCAUUUAUGAGAGGCUAAGUAAUGAUGCUUUACUUGAAAGGUGCUUAGAUGGAAAAACUCAAAACCAGAAUGAGUCAUUGAAUGGAAUGAUUUGGAAUCGCCUUCCGAAAGAAGUGUUCAUCGGAUCGGAGGUGUUGAAGCUUGGUGUUUAUGAUGCUGUGGCCCACUUUAACAUUGGCUCCCAAGCUGCUCUUAAUGUACUAGAGCUUCUAGGGAUUGAUCCUGGAACGUUUUGUGUUGCUGAAUUAGAGCAACAAGAUCACGAGCGUGUGGAUAAAGCAGAGUUCAAGGCACAGGAAGAAAACAAAAAGAAAAGAAAAAUCAGGCGAGCACAAAAGAAGAAGAAUGCGGACAAAUGUUCCCAGAAAGAGGGUGUAACUUAUGCUGCUGGUGGAUUUUAA